Symbiodinium sp. CCMP2456 is the source of this 2022-nucleotide messenger RNA. The record is from the annotation of a GenBank genome assembly. NCBI's taxonomy places the organism in Eukaryota, Dinophyceae, Suessiales, Symbiodiniaceae.
AUGCACAGCCGGGGCUACAGCGGCUACGGGUAUGAAAGGCUGUCGUUCGCAGAGCCGGAGUCCCCGACGCCCACGUCGCCAAGUGAUGUCGAAGCUUUGGUCAAGAGAGUCAACGAGGAGGAUGUCAAGGUAGUGUCCCCGGUGCCAAUCCUUCGUUACUACAGGGCGACUGUGUCCGUGAUCAGCCAGCAGAUGCCAGAGAUUCGGGUAAAUUCCGAAGGCAGCUAUGCAAUCUCAAUGGACUUUGUUUUGGCAUCGGUGCUGCUUACUGUGUCGCUAUGUGUUAUCGGGCCCAUUUUCGUGCCAGUAGCAGUCGCCGUAUGCGUUGUUUUUGAGACCGACCGACGGUGGCAAGAUUUGGUGGUGCAGCCUUUGGUCAUUGGCUUGGCAACGUUGCCAUUGUAUCUCUUGUGGACGAUGGCCGAAGCUGUUCACAAGAAGGAAACGUUGCGCGAGUUCAGGAAUCUUGACAACUCGAUGCUGGAGAUUUGCGGGCCGUUUCUCUGCUACCUGAUCAUCUCUCUGUUGUUCAUAGCUGAUGUGUGUCAGCGCUGCAUCGAACUGGGUGCCGGCCAAAUGGUCUUGGACGAGAUGCAUGAAAUCAGAGAGCAGCGAAACUUCGUCUUGAAUACCAAUGCGGAAAGCAGCAUGGAGACUGCAUCACAGGACGACCUGAACAGCCAGUUGCAAGAAUUUGCUUUCUACAUGGACAAACAUGUUUGUGCACUCAAUCACUUUCGAUGUAGACUGUUGCAGCAGUGUCCAAGAAAGCUCACGAGCGAGUUCAUGAAAGCCAUGAUGCGCAUGCUGGUUGUUCCAGACGACGACUCCGCGAGUGCGUUGUUGCAACAACGGUUGCAGGAGGCUGCUCCAGCGCGUGUCCCACCGCAGUGGAGGGCCGUGUUCAUGAUUUGUGCCCUGGUUCCAGCGCUGCUUCCAACACUGCACCGAUGGCUGAAGGGCAGCGACGACAUUUUUUCAUCCAAACAUGACGGAGUGUGGCGCUGCCAGCGCACAUACAUGUUCAUGAUGUUCUUUACAUCGUGGCACCUCAUCAUCUCGUGUGCGCGUCUCAUCGACGGUCUGAGCAACCUACAGCUUGCCACACUUGCCAAGUUGUACAUGUCCGCACCUCGCAAGCGUCGUGCUGUUUUAGCAGCAACAUACAGGUACGAUUUUGGUCGCCUUGUUCUCGUCGCUAAUGAAAGCCGCAACGAUCUCAGUGAUCAAGUUCGCAGAGACCCAGUGCCCUUGAAAGAUGCGGAGGAUCAUGAAGAGAAUCUGUUGUCCCGGACUAUUUCUCAGGGAUAUGGGCACUUGCGCUAUGUGGUGUCAAGCAGCUCCUGGCGGGUGAUGCAACUUGAAUAUGUAACUCAUAUGCCUUCCGAUCGCACUGAUCCCAUGUCAGCGCCGGACGUGAGGUCUGCGGAAGCUCCGGAUCAAGAGUUGAAAUCGUUGCCUUUCCUUGCCGCACGCAAGUUUUCCUUGCUGCAACUGUUGACGAGAGCAGAUUGUUUGGUGCUGGAGAUGAAGUCUCAAAUCAUUCUUAUGCUCUUGUCUCUGAUACUUGUGUCUUGUGGACUGAUUCUUGUCCUUUCAGUCUUCUUCCACAUUCAUCAACGCGGCAUCAUGCUCUUCUUCUGUUGUGUGAUGUUUCCUGUGAUUCUGAUUGUCAUCCUCACUAUCACGAACCAGUUGGUGAUGCUGGACAAUCACCUCUUUGAAGACACGGUCAAGAUUCUGCAGGGUUGGAGAAUGCGCCUGGAGCGAUUAAGAUUCUCAGCUACUCUCCACAUCCACACCUCCACCGAGCGAACAGCCCUGGACGGUUUCCUGAGCAGUCUCAUCGAUCCGAUUGACGAUCUCAUUGACCACACCAAGAACUGGCAGAAACGUGUGAUGGUUUUCGGCAUGGAAACCUCCACACCUCGCCGCAAUCAAUUGCUACUAUCAGCUUUUGUCUAUUUUGCCUGGCUCUCGUGGGGGUUCCUGAAGGACGCAUCUUGGUUUACUGGCCUGUAG